AUGUUGGGUACAGAAGAAGGGCAAGCAGUUGCGGUUGACUCGCCGAUGCAGCAGCCGAAGAAAUCGCGCAUCCAGUCAAUGGCUGGAUGUGCUUUGGUUGCAUUCGGGUUGGCGACUCUGGUCACCUACUCACAGAUGCGAUCCUUGGAUCAGCAACAGCAACAAAGACGUCUGGGAGAGUCGUCUCGCAGAGAACUUUCCCUUGUCGCAAGCGUGCGGCAGGUAUUCAAUGUCGUGGUGGGAAUCACUGUCGACGAAGACCCGAUACUUGGGUUUGACAAGGAACACGGAGUUCCUGAGAGCAGUGAGUGUCCUGGUAACGACCCCGCUGGCUUUGGGCAGUACUUUGAGAUUCCCUACAUUUGGACAGCCAACCUGGGAGGCUUUGGUAUCGAUGUGAGCAAGGGAGGUAGCGGUCUCCCACGCACUUUCACAGUGGUGGAGAAUCACACGCAACUCGACAAUGGUGCAGUCAUGUUCAAUGUCGAGACAGUCCCACAGGCACUACCCACUGAUCUCGCGAAACCCCAGUUUUCGGAAGAAGCCCUCCUUGUGGCGCUCCAAAGAGAAGCCGGAAAAUUCUACUCUGGGCAAUUGAACGCUGUCUCCAAGAAAAAGUCCAUGCGCCCGGGAUCCGCCAACAACUCCAUCAUUGAAGUGAGCUCUGUCAUGCCAGUCAAUACAUCCGACGGGAGUGGGACCGUUUUUGCGGGUGGUCAGGGGUUCUUGGCAGCGUGUAUGAUUUCCUUUGCCCAUCAUCUCCCCCUCGCACUAUCGCCAGAUGACAUUUGGCUUGUCAUUGCCAAUGGCUUUGCUCGUCACGUAGAUGCCAACGCUGAGGCACUGCGAAGCAACUUUGUGGAUCAUGCUGGACAACGGGAAAUUCGAAUUAGAGAAGACCGCAUGGUCAAGGGAGACACAGAAGCAAAAUUUUGGGAAGAAUGGAUCUUUCCCAAGUUUUCCGAAGGCAUUGCCAAUGCCACCAACAACCAGGACAUGUAUGAGACAUUGGCCGUGGAUACAUUCUCCACCACCACAGUUGCUAGUCAAGCGGCCAGUGAGAUCACGCUCAUGAGUACCAUGAAGAACUACUUCCGAUUUCACAUGGACACCAUGUGUGGUAUUCCCAAUAUUCGUCUCGAUGGCACUCGUGAUGACUGGGAAGCGCUCCGAGAGCGAACCAAAUCGUUGUCCGAUUGGAUGUUGCAAAACAAUACUCAUGGCGACUUGUGGAUCAAUGAUAUUGUGGUGCCCAUUUUGGAUCAGUUUGUGCUUUCGUUUGACAGCGAGGGAGUUGACUACUGCUUUUGGCAAAACAUGGUCAAGUUCCGAACUUCGGGUGACGGCUCUGGCGCCUAUGACUUUUUGUCUGGUUGGUUGCCAACACUCUUUCCAUAUCUGAGCGGACCUGGGGACAGCUCCUAUCCCAACCCACACUUGAGACCAUGGCUUGAAAGCGCCGCAGCUCACCACAUGGGUCCAAGGCCAAAUGAAAUCCCAAUUCAAAUGUCAUCAGUGUCGGUGAUAUGGAACUACUUGGAAGUAGAGUUCCCUAUGCAUUUUCAUGCAGGUUUCCGAGGUGUUCAGCAAGAGGCUGAUGGAACCGUCAAACCAAUCAUUGGUUGGUAUGUCACAGAAGACCCACCAACCGGGGAGUAG
This is a messenger RNA of Seminavis robusta, 1659 nucleotides long. The record is from the annotation of a GenBank genome assembly. NCBI's taxonomy places the organism in Eukaryota, Bacillariophyta, Bacillariophyceae, Naviculales, Naviculaceae.